Molecule: messenger RNA, 1284 nt
Organism: Thermochaetoides thermophila DSM 1495
Lineage: Eukaryota; Fungi; Ascomycota; Sordariomycetes; Sordariales; Chaetomiaceae
Exons: 1
Coding region: 1-1284 (427 amino acids)
Cellular component (GO): membrane
Source: RefSeq, a predicted model, not a curated record
AUGCUCACCAAAUGGGCCAUCGAGAAGCUCCAGCACCUGAUGUUCGACUACGUCAAGAUCAAGUGUGGCGACGGCGACUGCUACGGCUGGCUCGCGGUCCACCGCAUCAACUUCGCUCUGGGCAUGUUCCACCUCAUCCUCGCCGCGCUCCUGGUUGGCGUUCAUUCCUCCAAGAACCCGCGUGCUGCCAUCCAGAAUGGCUACUGGGGCCCGAAAAUUAUCGCCUGGCUGGGCCUCAUCGUCCUGACCUUCUUCAUCCCGGACACCUUUUUCCAAUUCUGGGGCAACUACAUCGCCUUGCUAGCUGCUAUGCUAUUUCUUAUGCUCGGUCUGAUCCUGCUGAUCGAUUUAGCCCACAACUGGGCCGAGUACUGCCUCGUUAAGAUCGAGAACACAGACUCCAGGACGUGGCGCGCCAUUCUCAUCGGCUCUACGCUGGGCAUGUACCUGACCUCGUUGGCCAUGACUAUCGUCCAAUACAUUUUCUUUGCAUCGAAAGGCUGCUCCAUGAACCAGGCUGCCAUCACCAUUAACCUGCUUCUUUGGAUUGCCAUCUCCAUUAUCUCCGUUCACCCCACCGUCCAGGAGCACAACCCAAAGGCUGGCCUGGCCCAGGCUGCCAUGGUCGCCAUUUACUGUACCUACUUGACUAUGUCUGCUGUUUCCAUGGAGCCUGACGAGACGCCUGAUCACCGUUGCAACCCGCUCGGCCUCGGCCAGGGCACUCGAACCACUACCGUCGUCCUCGGAGCCAUUGGCACCAUGCUGACUGUCGCCUACACUACCACUCGCGCCGCCACCCAGAGCCUUGGUUUAGGUGGCAGUUCGCGCGGCGCCAUUCGCCUUCCCGACGACGAUGACGACUUCGAUGUUUAUAACCAUGGCCUUGUCACCACGCAGCCGUCCUCCCGCAGGCAGAUGCGUGCCGAGGCUUUGCGUCGUGCCGUCGAGGAGGGCAGUCUGCCCGCUGAUGCUCUGCUCUCUGAGGAAGAGUCCGACGACAGCGGCAGCGCCACGUCCAACCGCAACGAUGACGAGCGAUCCAGCACUCAGUAUAGCUAUGCCAUGUUCCACGUCAUCUUCUUCUUGGCCACUGCGUGGGUCGCUACCCUGCUGACCAUGGACUGGGAUAACGACAAACAUAGCCAAGACGAUUUUGCAACCGUCGGUCGCACGCUUUGGGCAAGCUGGGUCAAGAUUGUCAGUUCCUGGGUGUGCUAUGCUCUGUAUAUUUGGUCGCUAAUCGCGCCGGUCUUAAUGCCGGAUCGCUUUGGGUAUGACUAA